AAGCGUUGGAAGAAGAUCCUACUGCUUUUGCAUACGAUGAAGUGUAUGAUGAUAUGAAAAGUGCCGAAAGGAAGAGAUUAGAGGAGACCAAAGGAAAAGAUAAAGGUUGCAAUAAAAAGCCAAAAUAUGUUGAUAGUUUAUUGAAAGCCGCCAAAAUUCGAUAG
Molecule: messenger RNA, 164 nt
Organism: Acaulospora morrowiae
Lineage: Eukaryota; Fungi; Glomeromycota; Glomeromycetes; Diversisporales; Acaulosporaceae
Source: the annotation of a GenBank genome assembly